AGUGGGUUACAGAGACUACCCCUCCCCCCCCCCCCAACCCACAAACACUCGCCUGCAGCUGAAGAAAAGUGCGACAAAGGCUCCAUUCGAAAACGGCGCUGUCCUGUGCGUAGUCGUCAUGCUCCGACGCAGCUGCUGGCUUUGGAGACGUCGUGCUGCCGGUAUUGUGGGCUUGCCCAACGUGGGGAAGUCGACCCUCUUCAACGCACUCACCUGCAGUCAACUCGCCAAGACCGGCAACUUCCCCUUCUGCACCAUCGACGCAAACACGUCAAAGGUCCCCGUCAUCGACCCACGUCUGCGGCAACUCGCCCAAUUCACGGGAGCGGCGAAGAUCGUGGACGUCGAGGUGGACCUAACCGAUGUGGCGGGUCUGAUCGCUGGCGCAUCGAAAGGGGCCGGGCUCGGCAAUAAAUUUCUUAAUGACAUCCGCACCUGCACCGUCAUUCUGCACACUGUACGCUGCUUUGAAAGCGCCAAGGAGGGCUUCGACACGCCGCACCCAAUCGACGACAUUCACGUCAUUGUGAGCGAGCUGGUGCUGUCGGACCUGGAGGUGGUGGAGAGGAAGGUUCACAGGGUGCACAAGACAAAGAAACCGAACGACGCAGAGUACAACUUUCUGAAGCGGCUGCAGCAGUGGCUGGAGGACGGGACUGCUGCUGCGGAAAUGCCGAGGAAGGCGAAGCUGUCUGCUGCCGAGCUAACAUUUCUGCAGAGCUACGACUUGCUCUCGAACAAGCCCAUGAUGUUUGUGCUGAACGUCGAUGAGCACUCGGUGAAGGAAGGCAACGCUUUCUCACGCGAGGUGGAGGCGGCGUUUGGGCCGCAGCGCACCUGCCGUGUGUCCGCGGCGGUCGAGGAGCAGACCGCGCAACUUCCUUCACGAGAGGAGCGGCUGAUGUUUCUGGAAGAGUACGGCAUCGAUGUCCCGCGAGGGGAGGUCUUGAUGCAGCAAGUGUACGACCUGCUGAAGCUGCAGUCCUUCUUCACGGUGGGGCCCAAGAUGGCGCAUGGUUGGACGGUGACGCGGGGGUCCACAGCGCGGCACGCGGCAGGCGAAAUCCACUCUGACUUUGAAAAGAACUUUCUGCGAGCGAAGGUGAUGGCGUGGAGUGAGCUCAUCCAAAAGCCGAACCUGGAGUCGGCGGAGAUGCAGAUGCGCACGGUGGACGAGGCGUACGAGAUGAAGGAUGGUGACGUCAUGAUUGUAGAACACAACACAUCGCGUGGCUGA
Messenger RNA from Leptomonas pyrrhocoris, 1237 nucleotides. RefSeq names its product putative mitochondrial GTP binding protein. Gene Ontology annotation, molecular function: ATP binding; ATP hydrolysis activity; GTP binding. NCBI's taxonomy places the organism in Eukaryota, Euglenozoa, Kinetoplastea, Trypanosomatida, Trypanosomatidae. Bases 119 to 1237 code for a protein of 372 amino acids. Gene Ontology annotation, cellular component: cytoplasm. The transcript has a single exon. The record is from RefSeq and is a predicted model, not a curated record.